Xenopus tropicalis (tropical clawed frog) is the source of this 4586-nucleotide messenger RNA. It is a transcript of the gene rbfox3, whose product is annotated as RNA binding fox-1 homolog 3. Gene Ontology annotation, biological process: nervous system development; regulation of alternative mRNA splicing, via spliceosome; regulation of RNA splicing. The transcript has 21 exons. Gene Ontology annotation, cellular component: nucleus. NCBI's taxonomy places the organism in Eukaryota, Metazoa, Chordata, Amphibia, Anura, Pipidae. The record is from RefSeq and is a predicted model, not a curated record. Gene Ontology annotation, molecular function: nucleic acid binding; RNA binding. The coding region runs from base 1059 to 2033 and encodes 324 amino acids.
CCCCCGCUCCCAGCAGCUCUCAGCCACUCUGCCUCCUGCCCCGGCACCCGGCGGACUACCCGAGCAUCCCCAGUAUGGAGCGGAGCGGAGAGCGGCCCCAUCCCGGCCUGUAAAUUCUAUCAAUUUGCUGCCUCCGCCACAACUGAGAGCACACAAUAAUUGGUGGGAAUUUCCUGCUCCGGGGCUGAUCAUUGUCUUCUAAGCACUCCUGUUUCUCAGCUGAAGUCAGAUAAACAGAUUAUUCCAUCUCUUCUAGCCCAGAACUUCUUCAAGGGGCUUUUUAGGGGAGAGAGAUGCAAAUUUCAAAGCUCCAUUAGUUGCUAUGAAGCCACGCAGAAUGAUUUCUUGAUUGGAACAUCUAGACAGUGCUUCGUUUAAUAGAAAUAAAACAAAAACCUGCAACAACAGCCCUCAAAGUGUUUGUAAGGACCUGAUUGUUGAAGGGUGUACGGUUCAGUAUCUCUUUCAUUCAUCUUUCAACAUGAAGAGAUCAAGCUGCACCAUUUAAACCUCCGCAUUACAGAUCAAGGUUUGGAAUGUACGCAGUGCUGGACUUUUGAAGGACAUAUUGAACAACAUCCAAAAUCCGGCUAGCAAACCCAGGAUCCCACACAGCUCAAAGCUUGCAAAGCCUCGGGACUUGAUCAGAGCCUCUCUGCUGUCCAAGUACAUCUGUGGGGCAUUGCUGCUGCAGCGUUACAGGAGGGAGUAUUGCUGAAUUCUUUUGCCAGAAAACUCUCUUUACUGAAGCACCAAUCCUGUUACAUGAAGUACUUGGAGUAUCGAUGAGGGUGAAAAUCUACAACGAAUAUCUGUCCUCCUUUGAUCAUUGCCACCGGGUGUGAUGCCCAGUGUUUAUCAGUCCACAAUUACAGAAGCCUAAUGGACUUUGGCCAGGACUUACAUUAAGUGGACCCCAAGUUUUCUGGUGAACAGUGGAUUUGAGGAAAUUUUUUUACGUACACUGGAUCCUUAAUAUAAGCACAACUUGGGACACCUUGAAUUUUUUUCCUGGACCCAAACUGGGUAACCAAGACACCUCCGCUCCUCCAGAAGCAAUGGCACAACCAUAUUCCACCACACAGUAUCCACAACCCCCACAGAAUGGGCUUCCAGCAGAAUAUGCCACCCAGCACCCUCUUCCUACACCGGAUUACUCUGGCCAGACUACAGUAUCGGAGCAUGCACUGACCCUGUAUACAGCAGGACAUAGUCACGGAGAACCUCAAGGGAAUGAAGUCAGCACACAAUCUGUGACAGGGACACAAACACUUACGACAGAUGAAGUAUCACAGACAGACAGCAGUCAGCAGCUACAGUGUCCAGAGAGCACAGAGAAGCAACAACCCAAGAGAUUACAUGUGUCAAAUAUCCCUUUCCGCUUUCGAGAUCCUGACCUACGGCAGAUGUUUGGGCAAUUCGGGAAGAUUUUAGACGUGGAAAUCAUUUUUAACGAGCGAGGCUCCAAGGGCUUUGGGUUUGUAACUUUUGAAACUAGCAUGGAUGCAGAUCGUGCGCGGGAGAAACUGAACGGGACAAUCGUUGAGGGAAGAAAAAUAGAGGUAAAUAAUGCUACUGCUCGGGUUAUGACUAACAAGAAACCUGUCAACCCUUACACAAAUGGCUGGAAGUUAAACCCAGUGGUUGGAGCAGUGUAUGGACCUGAGUUCUAUGCUGUAACCGGCUUCCCAUACCCUCCUGCAGGAGCAACAAUUGCAUACCGAGGGGCACAAUUACGGGGAAGGGGACGAGCGGUUUACAACACAUUCCGUGCCGCCCCUCCUCCCCCACCUAUUCCUACUUAUGGGGCAGUUGUUUACCAAGACGGCUUCUACGGAGCAGAAAUAUAUGGAGGAUAUGCAGCCUACAGAUAUGCCCAACCAGCAGCAGCUGCGGCCUAUAGUGACAGUUAUGGCAGAGUGUAUGCAGCAGCAGAUCCUUAUCACCACACCAUUGGCCCUGCAGCUACAUACAGCAUUGGAACGAUGGCUAGCCUGUACAGAGGGACUUACAGUCGAUUCACCCCCUACUAGCAAGUGAUCAGUCACCCUUAAAAUGAGAUCUAAACAAAAAAAAAACAAUAAAUCAAAUACAAAAACAUCUGGGGCGAUGGGUCCACAGAACAUGAAAGGAACAGCCAGUGCUGCCCCCUCUGGCCUAAUCCAUGGAAGGACAAACCUUUACCUCAACCCUGCUGACCCCCCUGUGUGUGUGUAUAUCUGUGCAGGAUGCACCUGUGAUCAUUUUGUAACUUUACCUUCUGUAAUGACUUUUUGUAACUGUUUGAACUAUGCCUAAUUCUGCUCUCACCAUAAAUCCAUGGACGCAGGUUGUAUUUAAUUUUUGGCCAUUUGUAUUAGCCCAUAAUUUUAUGGACAAGUGAUUUUUUUACUGCUGUCAGGUACAUCUAAUGUAUAUUUACAUUUAAAAUAUAUAUAUAUAUGAGUUAUGAAUCCAACUAAUAUUACUCUACUUAAUUAUUUGGAUUGUAUUAUUUGGCAGUUACCUGCUGUAUAAUGAAAGGGCACAUCAAGCACACUAAAUAGAAAGGAGGCAAGCAAGCGGAAAGGUUUUAUUCAAGCUCUUGUAUAACUAGUACUCUCGGAAGUUCCGGCUGAAUAGCAGAGCACUCGCACAUUUCCUAUUGGCCACAGUGUUCCCUUUCUAGCUGAAUUACAUUUAUUAUAAUUAGAAACCAGUGAGGGCUUGUUGACAUAAACAGGUAUUGGUGUUAAAUGAAGAACUCAUAUAAGGCAAAAAUUUACAUUUUUUCUAAUGUAUAUUUUACAAUAAAGGUUUAAAGGUUUAUUAUAAAAAUGCUGGAAAGUGAGACAAAAGCUUUAAUUCAAAAUUUAGCAAACCUGCCUCUAAACUUGGCCAUACACAUAUAAAUAAUAAUCUAUAAAACAGCAGGCCCAUACACCUGAAGAUCUUUUCCCAAUGCUGGCCCAUACUGAACUGAUCCAGUAUCAGACUGGGAUGCCAUGGGCCCACCAGAAAUCCUUAUACCAUAGGCCCACCGUCCACAAUAUUUUUCUCCUCUCCUCACUUAACGACUUUACCACUUUAUUCUCCUAGUGUCUUUUCUUUAAUUACUAUAAUUGAUCCUUUCAUCUAUUUAGCCACUUUGUUCCCAUGCAGAAAUAGGGACUGACAUGAAAUGGGCAGCACUCUGAAACUUGGGCCAAUUGGGAGUUUUCCCUGGUAUCCCAGUAGACCACUCCGACACUGGACUGAUCCAAUAAUUGAGGCCUUGUGCCGAUAAUUGGAUCAAAAUGGGCAUCAAUGCAGGCCAUUGGUAGAGAACCACAUCAGCAGAUAAGCUGAUUCGGUCUGAAGGGGCUAAUUUAAUAUCUUAAAUCUGCCUCUGUAUGGGUAGCACAAGCUUCAUACAAUUAAUGGUACUUGUAUGGCGGUCCAAUCCAGACCAAUAUUGCAUUAUGAGAGCAAACAUAGUCAGCCACUGUAACACUUGCAUUGGUUUAAAAGCUCAUAUAAAAGAGAUAGAGAAAAGGGCAGGAGCGAAAAGCUGCAGAAGAAAAUACUUUAACUAUUAGAAUUCUAGUCUUACAAGAGCGAUUCAGCAUUCUCUGUAAAGUGCUGCAUAAUAUGUUGGUAUAAAUAAUAAUCCAAUAUACAUCCAGGUUUCUAGAGCCACUGAUUCCAGCAAGCACAAUUCAAUAGAGUGGAGACCGGCAGCAUAGAAAAGAUUAAGGACAAAAAUAAUAUUCUAUAAUAGGGGUUCUCAUAAUUUUUUCACCAAUGCCUCAAAUGCUUGAAAUCAAUUCUUAGAUUAAAUUAGCAGUGCAGACAUUACCAACCAAUUGGAAUGCAUAGCCCUUUAGGCUCCAUGUAAAACAAAUCAGCAGCAAAAUUGGAAGGCACGUUGGCCUCACAGCUUGGGAAACCCCCCAUUGUGUGCAAUAUUAUAGUUCAUAGUAUGGAAGAUCUAUUGUAUAUAAAUGCUGUAAAUGCAGUUUAGGCAGUGACAAGCUAUUGGCAUUUAGAAUAUAAGAAAGAUAUCUGUAGCUAAUACUGUGCCAUUAAGUCCUCUUUUUGCAGUAUUGACUCAUACUAUUUGCCACUGCCUGCGUCUGCAACAUUUAUCAGUUCAUAUUUUGCCAAAAUACCAUGAAUUUAGUUGAUUUUUUUUUUCUUGUUUCAUGUUUUUUGAGGGUUAUUAUGAAAAAUUUUAUUUGGAAGGUUGCCUUUUUACCUUUGUAAAACCAGUAUUUGCUUCAUGAGUAUAGCACAAUGUCAGUGCUCUUGAGUAAUGGCACUGCCAUGUCAACCCACUACCAGCUUCCAUUCAACUUUGGGGCAUUUCUGGGAUAUUGUGUUUUUAGUGAAGGGAAUUCUGCCAUUGUGUUUUGUUAAUUCAUAUCCCUUACUACAAUCCCUUUGGGUUCAGCUGAGCUUUUUUGGAUAACCAACAGAUUUUGAAGCCUGGCUUUAUGAAUGGAAGUUUAUGGGACUAAUAGCAUUUAAACCUCAUUAUAUUGUAUUUGCAAUUCCUUAUCCUACACAAAGGAUGAAAGAUACAAAGUCCUGUAAACUUGAAUAAAGCAUUGCUUCUGUUAAUUACA